UUUUACUGUUUACCCCUUUUCCUCCCCAAUUUCGUGAAUUGGUAGUUACAGUCUUACCCCAUCGCUGCCACUCCAGUACGGACUCGGGAGAGGCGAGGUUCGAGAGCCAUGCGUCCUUCGAAACAUGACACUGCCAAGCCGCACUGCUUCUUGACACACUGCUCCCUUACCCGGAAACCAGCCGCACCAACUCUCCAUCCCGCCAACCUCUCCUCCACACCCCUUUCCUCCAGCCAUCCCUCCAACUCCGCAGUACCAAUACUAAUGAUUACUGAAUUGAUUCGAUGAGCCAGGAGAAAUGUUACAAUAACUUAAUGGUGGUAGUAGUGAACAGCAAUUUAGUCGACGCAGUUUUGAAUUUUAACAGAGAAACAAGGCGACCCGUUGAGUGAUAUUUUGUUAUUACAAUAGGCUAUUAUCAAACAGCUUCCUAUAACGAAUAAUUAGAAUCUAAGUCCUAUCAAUUUAGAUCCUAGAAUAGAUUAAACAAUUAUCUUUGAAAUGUUUUAAUAUUGUUGAGGUGUUAAAUUGUAUUCCAAAUAGUUUAUUUCUAAAAUGACCAAUUUAGCUGUUGUCCGUUUGAAACCAUUUGAUUGGCUGUUGUCACUUGCCACGGCCUCCACACAACGCCAUCUGAUUGGCUGCUUUCCAAAACACGGACAGGUCAAAACGUGCGUGUUGUCCAACUUGCCUUCAGUUUAGUUCUCAAUUCAUUGAACAAUGGUAUCGUUUAGUUCUCAACUCCAACACCUACCGAAAAUGGAGUCCGAAAACAAGGGUUUCCAACUGUGGCGUGACUACAUGAAGCUAGCGGACGCAGUGCGGGAGAUGAAGUUAGGGAACUUCACAUCAGAACCGUCAACCGUUGACGGUCAUCACUCCGGGAUAUGCUCGACCAUGGUGGAACUUGAACAGUUCCCGUCGCGAGCCUUGCUGUCACCGAUAACACCUGUGGCGACACCACCACUAUGGCACGAAAUGGAACCCCUGGAUUCCGAAAUCGUCCUCUUGCAUGAAGACGCUCCUUUAUGGCCGAGCAGCAGCGAGGGUCCCGAGCCCCCUACAGCAGCGUCCAGACCCUCCGCGGGCACCCGGGGCCAGAGGGAGAGAAAGAAGGCGACCCGCUCCAAGACGCCGGAGGAGGUGCCAUCACCCGAGCGUCAGUUCUGCAGCUUCUGUAAACACAACGGGGAGUCAGAGUCUGUGUUUGGGUCCCACAGUCUAAAGGACCAGGAUGGGGGCGUGGUGUGCCCGUACCUGCGGCAGUAUGUCUGUCCUCUCUGCGGGGCCACCGGGGCUCAAGCCCACACCAAGCGCUUCUGUCCCCGGGUGGAAACCACCUACAACUCUGUCUAUGUCAAGUGAUAGAAGCGCUAGCUCUGGUCCAGGCCGUUACUGCGCUCCCCUCUAGACUUACUAACAGAGGCAACUCGUUGUUGCGAGAUGGGUGGGACCAGAGCUAGAGAAGCACUGAGGAGACUGUUCAGGCUGUUGUGUUGGCGACUUUCUUUAGCGUCUCUAACACACUGUAAGCGGACAAUUGUACGAGGAUUUAGGUGUGGAUAUUUAGCUUAGACGCAGUUUGCAAUAGACUGACUAGUUUGUAGACUGUGUAAUAAAUAGCCUGUUAGUCGUGUGAUUUGUAUUAUGUAUUUCCUUUACUUUUUCUCGUGUGUUUUCAACUUUUUUCACUUAUUUCUAUGUAUUUAUGACGUGUGGUUUUUGAUUAUUUGCGUGCCCGUGCACGUGUUCUUUACAACACAUUUUGGGUUUCAGUUUUCUGUUUUUACUUUAAAGUGUAAAUGUCUCUGUCUGUGACCAAACUAACUGCUUCUUUACAUGUUGCUGUGAGAUUUUGUAAAACCUCAACCUCUUACUGUGUCGCCUACUGAACCGCCCUUAUCAACAAACUCUCACUGCAGAAUUAGACGUUUAUCCACGUUUCUCCCUGCUAUUUUGGGAGGAAAAACGGAAGUGUUGUCUUCUUUUGAGACUUGUUUUCCUGACUUUAAAACGACAUGCCCUAAUCUAACUGUACAUCUGCAAGUCUACAGGCCUAAUAUCACUAUUAUAAGAACAUCACUAUUGACAACAAGACAACUGCUAGUUUAUGACGUGGUGUGCAGAGCUACUUUUGUGUAAUUGUAAUUUAGAGUGCUAGCUAUUAUUUUAGUGUUAUACUUGUAUUUUAAUAGAUCUUGAAGUGUGGUUUCUUGUUGUGUUUUUUUGACUUUCCAACGUGUAUGCUACUUAGAUUGGAGAGGAAGGCCAAAAAAUGGUCGAAGACUUCAGUCAUCCAAAUCAUAGACUGUUCUCUCUGUGGGGCCACCGGGGCCCAAGCCCACACCAAGCGCUUCUGUCCCCGGGUGGAAACCACCUACAACUCUGUCUAUGUCAAGUGAUAGAAGCGCUAGCUCUGGUCCAGGCCGUUACUGCGCUCCCCUCUAGACUUACUAACAGAGGCAACUCGUUGUUGCGAGAUGGGUGGGACCAGAGCUAGAGAAGCACUGAGGAGACUGUUCAGGCUGUUGUGUUGGCGACUUUCUUUAGCGUCUCUAACACACUGUAUGCGGACAAUUGUAUAAGGAUUUAGGUGUGGAUAUUUAGCUUAGAAGUCGUUUGGAACAGGCUGACUAGUUUGUAGACUGUAAUAAAUAGCCUGUUUAUCGUGUGAUUUGUAUUAUGUAUUUCCUUUACUUUUUCUCGUGUGUUUUCAACUUUUUUCACUUAUUUCUAUGUAUUUAUGACGUGUGGUUUUUGAUUAUUUGCGUGCCCGUGCACUUGUUCUUUACAACACAUUUUGGGUUUGAGUUUUCUGUUUUUACUUUAAAGUGUAAAUGUCUCUGUCUGUGACCAAACUAACUGCGUCUUUACAUGUUGCUGUGAGAUUUUGUAAAACCUCAACCUCUUACUGUGUCGACUAAUAA
This is a messenger RNA of Salmo salar (Atlantic salmon), 2927 nucleotides long. RefSeq names its product nanos homolog 3-like. The record is from RefSeq and is a predicted model, not a curated record. Gene Ontology annotation, molecular function: RNA binding; zinc ion binding. Lineage: Eukaryota; Metazoa; Chordata; Actinopteri; Salmoniformes; Salmonidae.